GGUGUUCAACAUGGCUCUGCGGACAGAGCACGACAAGGGAGGUAAUCUUCAUAAAUAUUUAGACAUUGGAGGGAAAAGAUUUCCACUUGUUAUCAAGGAAGAUAUUAUCAGAAAUAUCCCUAACGUUAAGUUACGGGAAGAUGACGUCAUCAUUUGUGGAUACCCCAGAUCAGGAACACACUGGACCUUUGAAUUGACUUCGAUGCUUCUGAUUGGUCGAGACGAGACCGUUCCUGUGUGGAAAGGAAAGGCGAUGCUCUCUCAAGUUAAGGAACGUGACCUUGACCUUGUUUCGUCCCCCCGGGUUCUCAACACGCACUUGUUUUACGAGGACCUCCCGAGAGAUGUCAUCACCCUGCGGAACAAGAUUGUGUACGUGUUGCGCGACCCCCGGGACGUGGCUGUGUCGUUCUACCACUUCUACAUCGCCAACAAGGCAGGGAUGGGCUACGACGGAACCUGGGGAGACUUCCUGGAGCUCUUCAUAAACGGGAAAGUUCAGUGGGGCUCCUGGUGUGAGCAUGUGAAGAACUUUGAGGAGGUCAUCAAGACAAAGAGACAUGACCAGCAGAUCCUGGUGAUGAACUACGAGGACACCAAGCAGAAUCCUACAGAAUCUGUUAAGAGGCUGUCAGAUUUUCUCGGGUUGUCUCGGAAUGACGAAUUGUGCUCCCGGAUCGCCGAAAAAUGUGGAUUCAAGAACAUGGCAGUGGACAAACUGAAUUAUACACUUCUUUCCGACAACCGGGACAUCAUUUACAGGAAAGGGGUGGUGGGAGACUGGAAGAACAUAUUCACCGUGGCCCAGAGUGAGAUGUUUGACAGACUUCUAGCACACAACAUGGCGGACUCAGAGCUCGUUAAGAGAUACAUCACUGAACCCUCUUCUUUGAGGGUUUAAAACCUGUAGACCUGUCUGAGGAUGUGUCGGGUACUAUUAUUUUUGUUCUUGUUUGUUUGUUGUUUAACGCCGCACUCAGCAAUAUUUCAGCUAUAUGACGGCGGUCUGUUAAUAAUCGAGUCUAAAGCAGAUUGACAUCAUGAGCAUCGAUCCACGCAAUAGGGAUAGAUGUAUAGCUGGGGGUCCUUACGAUAAGGUGCCAGCAGCAACUCAUUCUAUUAUCUAUUAUCUAUUAAAUAAGGGAAUUCUAUUUUCUGUAUAUUCUCUUGACAACACAUUGAAAUGUAUAUCUUUUGUGUUUUG
Messenger RNA from Haliotis rufescens (red abalone), 1204 nucleotides. RefSeq names its product sulfotransferase 1B1-like. NCBI's taxonomy places the organism in Eukaryota, Metazoa, Mollusca, Gastropoda, Lepetellida, Haliotidae. Gene Ontology annotation, biological process: sulfation. The transcript has 5 exons. Gene Ontology annotation, molecular function: sulfotransferase activity. Bases 11 to 901 code for a protein of 296 amino acids. Gene Ontology annotation, cellular component: cytoplasm. The record is from RefSeq and is a predicted model, not a curated record.